Molecule: messenger RNA, 5263 nt
Organism: Gadus morhua (Atlantic cod)
Lineage: Eukaryota; Metazoa; Chordata; Actinopteri; Gadiformes; Gadidae
Product: transcription factor E2F3
Exons: 8
Coding region: 257-1615 (452 amino acids)
Biological process (GO): regulation of transcription by RNA polymerase II
Cellular component (GO): RNA polymerase II transcription regulator complex
Molecular function (GO): protein dimerization activity; RNA polymerase II cis-regulatory region sequence-specific DNA binding; DNA-binding transcription factor activity, RNA polymerase II-specific
Source: RefSeq, a predicted model, not a curated record
GCGUAAACCGUAUCCCUUCAUUCAUCAGUCCGUUUCCUGAAGCCAUUUCUAGACGGAGGAGUCGAGAGUUGAGCUACUUUAUAAUCCGUUGCAUCUGCCUAAAUGCAAUUGCCUAUCGAAAAAUACGCAUUAACAGCCGAUAAAUCAGAUUCCCAUCUGAACUUCGGUCUGAUUAUUUUUUAUAUUUUUGCAGCCGAUUAGCUGUGAAACGUGUUUAAAAGAACGGAGGCAGAAGGGUUACCCGAGUCCUACCAAGAUGAGAAGAGGGAUCUCCUCGGCUCCGGACAAAGUGUUUUUAGCGGGGGUCGGAAGCUCUGCUCUGGACAAUAAUAUCAUUUUAACAACCCUCUCAGAUCGACUUAACCCCGCUUUAUCCAACACAACUUAUUUCCAAAUAAUAACUACCCCUCCGCCUUGCAACAUCACUCAGACCUCCAAUGUAUGUUUAUCAGAGCCUCAGAUAAACAACCUUUACUCAACUCCACAACAAGCUGCAAUCAAUGGAUCGGGACAGCGACCCGCUUUAGGAAGACCACCGGCGAAGAGGCGGUUGGCACUGGACGAUUCGGAUCACCAGUAUCUAGCAGAACCAGCCAAGACACCCAGAGGAAGAGCUGCAUCAGUGGCCAAUGGGAAACACCUAAAGCCGCAAAGAAUUCCAAAGUCUCCGACGGAAAAGACCCGCUAUGAUACCUCUCUGGGUCUGCUCACAAAGAAAUUUGUGGAGCUGCUCGCUCAGUCGUCGGAUGGCGUUCUGGAUCUCAACCAAGCAGCUGAGACUCUGCAGGUUCAGAAAAGACGACUGUAUGACAUCACCAACGUGUUGGAGGGAAUUCACCUGAUAAAGAAGAAAUCCAAGAACAAUAUCCAGUGGAUGGGCUGCAGUCUGUCUGAGGUGGACGGUGCCUUGAGUCAAAGGCAGCGGCUGACGUCUGAGGUCUCUGCCCUGGGGGAAGAGGAGCAGAGGCUGGAGCAGCUCAUCCAGAGAUGCAGCCUGGAUGUGCGGCAUAUGAGCGAGAUGCCAAACAACCAAAAGUUAGCCUAUGUCACCUACCAGGACAUCAGGGAACUGGGAAACCUCCGGGACCAGACGGUUAUAGUGGUUAAAGCUCCUAGUGAAACCAAGCUGGAGGUUCCAGACCCUGAGGAGAGCCUCUCCAUCCAUCUGACGAGUACGAAGGGCCCUAUAGAAGUUCUGUUGUGUCCUGAUGAGGAAAACGACCCCAAGAGUCCAGUCAAGAACGGCAACGUGGACAUCAACGGAAACUCCCCCUUCGUCAAGGUUGUUCAAGAACCCAUCAAUUCCAAAACCACUUCCGGCGGCAACUCCCUCGCACCUCCCCCCCCCUCGAACGAGGCGGUCUCCGUCACGACACUGUCCCCCAUCUCCUCCCCCUUCACCAGUCUUCUGCAGCAAACUGAAGACCAGAUCCCGCUUGCCUUAGGGGCCCUCGGGGGAGCCCUGGGGCCCUUCCUGAACCUGGGCCCCCCCAACCUAGACCAGGACGACUACCUCUUGGGCCUCGGCGAGGGGCAGGGAAUCAGUGACUUGUUUGACGCCUAUGACUUUGACAAGAUUCCAACGCUGGCCCUGGACGACCUCCUCUGCAGCUAGGGGCGGCUGAAAGGAACUUGGAAACUAGCUUUUUUUAAAUCAAUGAUCCAGUAUGCGAGGGAAGAAGACUCGGUCACCUGUACAAUGCUCACCGAUUUGCCCACUGUGUUGCCGAAUUUGGCAUCUUUAAAAUUUGGAAGAAAAUGGACAGUUGUCUCACUAUAUGGGGGGGUAUAGUUGAUUUUUUUUAUUCUUUAGGAGCAAGAAUUUGAAUGCGACCCGACAAAAGAGGAGCGUGUUUCCCGUCGUAGAGCCUAUUCCAUCUCGGUCCUUCUCAAAAGGUUAAAGGAUACCUGGCCAUGAGGGAGAUGCCAUGUGACACAGAACAGUUGGGAUAACGGUUACUUUUCUUACCUAUCUUGUAUACCAAUUAUGUCUGAAAGCCGAUACUGCUGACUGUUGUGCUGAAAGCGAACAUGGACGAGAAAAAAAACAUAACGAAUGCUAUCGCUGUGAACCCGAAACCAAACUAGCUAAUUGUGCCGCGCAAGAUCAAUGAGUUGCUGUAACCGCCUCCUAAGUUCGAAUGAAUGAGUUGAUAGUUUGGUGUUAUGACAUCCUGUAAUGGUAUGUUGUCUGCAGUAGUUUCUAGCCACCCCCGUGCCUGACGAGUACAAUUAUGUGCUUCCUUAUACCUUAGUCCCAAAUCAGUUACUGAGACCUGAUGCAGUUCCCAAUCAGAAGGUACUUUUUUGAAGUUAGCCGAGGAAGUGUCUAAUGUCUUCUAUGGGCAGAAUUGGUAUCCUGCUCGCACCUAAAACGGUCUUCAAACGAGAAGUGACACCACCUCUAACAUGGCAUUAUCGGCUGUUCACACGCCUCGUUUUCUUGACUUUUCAAACCAGACAAAUGUUUUAUCGAUUCCCUCACUAAAUUAUUUGUUGUGUUGGUGCGAGUUGAAUGAUAAAGUUGCGAUAGAAUGUUUUCUACAGUUGGAAGACAAGGCUUGUGUUGUGUUUCAGUCACUGCAUCAUUUUUCUCUGUUCCUCUUGUGCUUGACAGGUGGUAUCCUUAGGUGAGAUGGAAUCGAGUAGGGCCUGGAACAGGACGCUAGGUGCGUUUCAAUCCCCCUAAUUUAAUGCGAACUUUGAAGUAUCGAAUCAGUAAACGGUGAUGGAAACAGCAAAAUUCGCAUCAAAAUCCUCUAAUUCGCAAAAAAGUUUAUCCGCUCGCUUGAGGUGGUUUUUGAGAAAUGCGAAACAGAGUUAAUUCGCAAAAUGGGAGAUGGAAACACAUUUUGCGAAUCAGCUGUGACGUAGCGAACUUUGAACACACAGGACUGACAGUCUUUCCGAUUUCCGCAUAACGACCGGCCAUAGCAACCCUGCCGACAUCAACGUGUAACGUCAUCACCCUAUUCCGCUCCAACAACUUGAUGGAAACGCACCUAAUUCAAAUUACUUUUUUGCGAACUUUCUAAAGAUUCGCAUCACCUUUUAGAUGGAAACGCAGCUAUUGUCAGAUGCGUCCCAUGGAUGUUUUGUAGACUGUAUUCACCCAUAAAUGCCCGCAAAUCCAAGGCUAGCUUGAAGAAAAUGGCUCACUGUCUACUGCUUGUUUAUGACUCCAUACCGUGAACCUGUUCUUGUUACGGUAUUGGAUGAUUUUCUCGAGGGCAAAAGUCAGGCAAAACGGACCUCAGUUUGUCGUUCAUUCAAAGCAAGGCUAUGCAAACUAAAAACCACUCAUUGAUUUAAGAAAACACGCUUCUAAGUUUUAUUUGGGAAAGAACAUGCUUUGCUACAUAUGGCUUUGAGGUACUUUGGGGACAAAGUAUCAUUGGUACCUCUGGGAAAGUAACUAGCCAGACUUUUAGCGGUUUCUCAACAGGUCAUGUCCAUCACACAGAGACCUUAUUUUACGAUGACUCGCAUUUGGUAUGUCAACAAAUACUAAAUAAUUUGUCAACCCCCCACUGAAACUUCAUCCCUAGUCAAAAUACAUUUGAACCGUUUAUAGUUCACUAGCUGAGCAGAGGGUACACAUUUCUGAGAAAGAUUGUGACUUUUUAAAGAUUUAACAAUUCGGCCCACAACUGCCAUAGAUUUCUUACAGGUGUUUUUUUGUUCUUUGUGUAAUUUUUAAUACAUUGUUGAAUUUAAUGUAAUCAAAACGGGAUGGAAGGAAAGAACAUCUGCAUAUCAGCCAGAUUGUUGGAUACCCCAUAGGCCGUAUGGCUGCUUAACUCCCAGUUCUGUUUGUUGCAGAAGGAGAGCCGGGCUGUGUUCACUUGACCCUACACCCGUCUGUAGGGUCAAGUGUUUGACUCUAUUCAUGAGAUGCAGUCAGCUGCCUCUUGAUGUUCACGAUAUCAAGGAGGUAUAGUCCGAAUGUGUGUGGGGGCGUGCGCGUCUUAGAAUUUAAAAUGGCCUACAUUUUUGAGCUUCAGUCUUCGUAUUGCACUUUUGACUUGGAUGACCUUGAUUUGUCACUUUUGCUCGUUUCAGCUUUCAAAUCUGAAAUAUCACGGUCAUAAGUGUGCAUGCCUGAUAAAGGAAAAUCUGGAUAAGUGUAUUUUCUUUUCUUUUCCUCAGACGUUUCAUCCAUAGAUAAUAUUUUUUAGACCAUAGAAAUAUUCGUAUUACAGGAAAUGUCAGGUGGGGCAGUCAGCUGUUGUCUUGCUGAAAAGCAGGAAGGGAUCUGGGAAAAACAACAUAUCAGGGCUAAGUUUUGGUUCGUGCAUUAGCCUUCAUCCACUGUAAUCUCAUAUGUUGGUGUGACAUUUUCAUGACUGCUUAAACCUGUCAAUUCAGAGGUAUAUUUCAUUGCUUUGAUGUCAAAAUAACCCCCUCUUUCAUCUUUACCGUUUUAUUUAUACAGAACUUCCGACGGUUAAAACAUUUUUGUGUGCUAUUCUAAAAGAUGUCUAUGGCUUACUUGUUUUUCACCCAUGAUUAGUUGACCGGAAUCUGGUCAAAAUAUUUGAACAAAGCCUAUUUGUGACUUCAUUGAAGUAACGCUUUGGAACAAGAAUGAAAUGAGGUGGUGCUUUUAAAAGUACAGUGUCCCAAGUAAAGCCAGAUCUGUUGGAGUAUUCAGCAGUGAAAGGCUCGGAUGACGGAAGCCCUCCUGCUCAGAACGACCUGAUUUUUCCAGGGUCAUUCCCGGGGCUACAUGGUGUGAAAUUGCAUUGCAAUAUUGGACGUUUUGAUGCAGAUAAAAUCAGGCCGGUGUGAAACUUGGGUGACAGCCCAAAGAACAUUCCUGGGUAUUGGUCAAAUGUCAAUGUCAUAUGCCUGUUGUGUAGAGUGGGAAUUCUUCUCAGUCCCUCUUUCAGCCAAUCAAUGGUCGAGAGGAAUGCUUUUUAAAUUUAAAAUCCCCCCCCCCCCCCGAAAUGAAGAGCAUUUCACACUUCAGGUUGCACCACGCUUGUAGCAGCCCUUUUGUCUUCGAUCGGUUUAGUUGGUACAUAAUAAAUGAACUAAUCUGGUUAAUCUCCAGGUUUUAGGUUUGAGUGCAUGGAUGAGGUUAGUGUGUGGUGUUGUAUAUUUGGAGGAAACUGGUUCUAGGUGUGUUAUUCAAUUAAAAGUUUUAUUUUCUUUAACAUGCUGUUAAAUGAGACCUUUGAAAUGUAUUUGGAAAAAAAUAUUUUUUUCUACUUUGCGCAUUUGUAAUUGAAAACUUGAUUAAAAGCAAUCUAGCUCUCAA